AUGGUGCUCUUUGGUUCACAGUUGAAGAUUCAAGUCCUUCCCUUGCCUCCCUCUGUUUUUUCUCCAACUGAUUCGCCGAGGUCACCUAGUGAUUUUGGCAUCAAGACUAAGAAUUCUCAAUUAGGUUCAUUCUGUUGGAAAUGCUUAUCACCAUCUCCCGUGAAGAAAUCUCCAUUUGGUUCUUUGAAUUCUGGUGUUUUUAGUAGCCUUUCUGCUAGUGAAAUUGAGCUUUUGGAGGACUAUACGUGUGUGAUAUCACAUGGUCCUAAUCCGAAGACUACUCAUAUUUUUGAUGAUUGUAUUGUUGAGAUCUACUGUGGAGUUGUAAAGCUCUCCGAAUCGAGAAAACAAACUGGAUUUUUCUCGAACCGAUCAAUGAGUUAUUCCUCUGAGAAUUUCCUCAGCUUUUGCUACAGUUGCAAGAAGAAUAUUGGACAAGGGAAAGACAUUUACAUGUACAGAGGUGAGAAAGCAUUUUGCAGCAGCGAAUGCCGUUACAAGGAGAUGAUGCUGGAGGAGGGAACUGAAACUUCAGAAUGGGAGAAUGUUUUUGGUACUCCUUCAGAACAAUUCUAUCACCAACUUCACUAG
This is a messenger RNA of Fraxinus pennsylvanica, 591 nucleotides long. NCBI's taxonomy places the organism in Eukaryota, Viridiplantae, Streptophyta, Magnoliopsida, Lamiales, Oleaceae. The record is from the annotation of a GenBank genome assembly.